GGCAGCAGCUGGAACUGUUGUUUCGGUUAGUUUUUUUUAAGUUUUUUAGGCACGUCCGACGGGCAGGCUGACGAUGCCGUUCAGCGUUCAGCCGUUGUCGUCAUCGACAUUGAUGUUACAUCAUCGUGUUGCGCCGUCGUUGACGGGUCGUGAAAUAAACACAAUAGAUAUAUUAUUCUACCUAUAUAGGUGUACAUUUUGUAUAUAUUUUUCACGCACGUCCGGCCGGUGUGUGUAUCGAUAUUCGAUGAUUUGAUUAGCCGAGCAGUACCGUGUGUGAUGUAAAUAUAGCGAGAGAUUGCCGUUAUCUUUUAACUUGGCAAUCGGCGGGCAUAUUAUAGCGGUGUACACGACAACGUCCCGUGACUUCGUUGCGCGGUAGCCGUUUUCCGGUUUUCGCGAUGCGGGUUAUGUAGUGGCAAAUAGUGGAUUCACUCGCUUUCAUUUUCCAACCGACCGCUUUUCGUGCGAUGAGAGUCGACGACGGCGGCGAGCGGUCGUCCAACGAAGACCAGGUAACGAUAUCCAUGGCGUUCUGAACGCCGUCCGUCUUUCUGUUCUCCGGCAAAACGUUAUUGUUAUUUUUUGCAUUUUUCUUUAUCUAACCGCGAAUUCCGUUUAGAUAAUGUAAAAUAGUACAAUUUGUACCGUUUUCGGUUUUCACCAGUGUACUUGAGUUUUCGGUCUUUUACACGGUUGACGAAAUUUAGGUUCCAGCUGUGUUCGUCCGACACCGUUCGUUGCCAUGGUUACACAUCGAUACAAUUGAUUUGUUUUUUUUUUUUAAAUCUAAACCUCCAUGAUUGUAUCGUUGUUUUUUUUUUUAUUGUUAUUCAAUAUAAUUUUUGUUCCUACACUAUUUAUUAUACACUAACGUAUUAGUAUCGUUAUCGAGUUUUAUUCAAGUGUUACAAUCAAUGUAUCAAUUCGAAUACAUACGUAUUGAACUUUAUUGGUUUGGUUUGCUGUUACGAAAUAAUACUUGGUGUAACACAUAAUAAGCAUUUAAUUUGAAGGUAGAAUUUCCAAAUUGCUUUUUAAUUUGUUAGGAAUAAUAUGAACAGGAUUUCAGAAUAAAAGUUAGGCACAGUAAUCCUGUUUUUAAAUCUUCGAUUAAGAGGACACUAUCCCAACAUUUUUUAUUUAAAUUUGAAUAAUGGUUAAUAUUGCCAAAUUAUGCUAUUUAGAAUUUAAUUUUUAUUGUGUACCUAAGAUGUAAUUCAAAUCUAAAAAGGAACAUUUUUUCAAGGACAUCACACUAGUUUUUGUAAUAUAUUGCCAACAGAAUACAGCUAUUUAAAAAAAAAAUAAGAAACUGUUAUCUGCAAAUUUUUUGUUUGACAGUAGAUAAAUACCUACCUACCUAUUUUUGGAAAAAGGCAAUGCAUUGUCCACGGAAAUAUUCUCUUUUUGUAUUUAUUUAUUUGUUAGUUUUUAAAUUUAAUUUCAACUUAAACGGUAUAAUUUAAAUUCUAAGUUACGUAAUUUCGCCAUGUUGAUCCAUUAGUUGGAUUUAAACAGUAACUAAUGCUGGCGUAUGAUACUGGAUGGUAUUCAAUAUUUUUUUUGUCUCAAAUUUUAUGUUUGUAUAAAACCCAUUGAACAAUUUCACCAACAUCGUAAAUAUAAUAUUACAACAUUGUGUAUUCAAAUUGGUAUGGUAAUUUUAAUUUUAAUUAAUGUUUUUAUCAAUCAAUAUUUACUGGUUUUAUACCAACCACCACUGUUCACUAAAAAUAGUGAACAGACCCAGAGAAUUACCCAGAAAAGAAGGCUCCAGUAUUAUUACCCUAGGGAUUUUUUUCCCCCCCUCACAGAUACUUCAUUGGUAUUAUACCAUAGAGUAAUAGUACUCUUUGUAUUAUAUAUUUGUCAAAUUGUCAGUGUUUUUUUACACUUAUUAAUAUUGAGAAAUACAUUCAAGUAUUUAUUAAUGAAUGUAAUUAAUAAUUUUUAGAGAUUCCAAUGUCAUUUUGAAACUACACACUUGAUGAUGUUCAUCCUCGUUCAUGAAAUAGGUAUAGUUGUUUUAGCUACAUAAAAAUAAUAAUCUAAAGAUUAAAUCAUAAAUUAUUUAAAGUUUUUUUAUUUUCAUUAAAUUAUAGUGUGUUACAUAUUAUGUAUCUAUGUUACAGGUGGUUAAAAAUAUUUUCGAACAUUGAAACUUAUCUAGUCAUGUUGGUAAAAAACCGUUUAUUAAUGCUUUUAGUCAAAAAUAAAACUGCAUAUUCACUAUUCUAGUCAAUUUAUACUGUGUUAUGUGAUCGUAAGUAUUUGAAUAAAUACACUACUGUUAAUAUUAUAAAUUACAAUAUUUUUAGAGAAAUUAAAUAAUUACCAUACUUGUAUAUUGUCAUAUAGUGUAAAAAUGCCCAGAAGACAGUUAACAGAUGAACAGCGAGAACAAUCCAGAAUUCGUCGCUUAGAACGUGACCGUGAACGUCAACGGAAAAGACGUCUGAACCCAGAAUUAAGAGCGAUUGAACGAGGAAAAAACACAAUUGCUAAAAGACUGUCGAGAGCUAAAGGCUUUUAUGAUACUAAUACUAAUAGAUUAUUUUCUGAAACUAACAUUGACUGUAGUAAAAUUACAUCCUUGUAAGAUAAUAAUAAUAAUAAAUAAAUUUUUUUUUGAAUCGCUAGGCACUUUUCACAUUAUAUGGUUUCGACAAAAAAAACCGAACAACAAUAUUAUUUUUAUGGAAUAAAGAAGAACAUACACUCUUUCACAUUGCACGGUCCUAAUGAAAUGCCGAAUGAUGCUAUAAGCAUAGUGGUAUACAUGACCAAAUACAUGUUUUCACAUUAAAUGAUUUUAUUUGUACGGUAAAGCUCGAAUGUGAUUCACCCAGUCACUUUCAAGGCACAAUUAUUUCUUAUUUAAAUAAUGGCAGAAUUUGGUGUUAAAUAUUUAACUACCCUAAUGCAAAUUCAUGUAAUACAUCAAAUAUCACACAGUAAUUAUUAAAAAUCUUAUUUUCAUCAUUUUGUAGAUCAUUAAAUAAUAUGUUAAAUAAGCCCGCUUCCUCUUAUCUAGUAUUGACAGUAUGUACCCAAAAAAUAUGAUUUUUCUGUUGUCUUUAACAACGGAAUAUAAAACAAUUUUGUUCACUGUUUGUUAUAACAACGUAUUUGUGUGUUUUAAUAAAACUAAACGUAUACUAUACUACUAAAACAUAAACCGUGCAUAAAUUAUAUAAGCAAUUGAUUUAAAUUGUUCGGAUUUUUGCUUAAAGUCAAAACCAUAUAAUGUGAAAAGAACCUUAUUAUUACUAUUAUUAUUUUGUAAUUUAGGUUUGGCGAAGUUGAAAUGGUAGAUUUGGCAGAACAUAAUCGAUUAAGAAAGGAACGAGAAAAAGAAAGACAGCGUAAAAGAAGAAUGGAUCCUGAAUUUAGAGCCAAAGAGCGUGCAAGGAACAGUUUGUUGAAACGAAUUGCUCGACAAAAAAAUUACUUUACACUGGAGGUACAAUCUUUGGUCUAGUACAGGGGUUCCCGACCUUUUUAUCAUUGAGUACCACCAGACACUUAUAAAAUCAAUACACGUACCACCUCAAUUCUAAAACUAAAUUAGUAGUCAAAUUUUUUUAGAGUAUAUUUUUAUUAUUUGAGAUUUAUGAAAGUAAAAAAAUCUUAAUUUUUAGUUAAAUCUAAAUAUUUAAAUUUUAAAUUACAAUUUUAAAAAUUAAUAAAAAAAAAAUAAAUAUAAAUAAUAAUAAAAUUAAAUAAAUAAUGUGUUAUUUAUAGUUGUUUAUUUUGUACAAGGACAUCAAUAUCUGGCUGAAUGGAACUAAUUUUCACCCUUAAGUCACUUUGAAUAUCGAGCUUAUUUCUGUACUUAUUUUUCAAAUACAGCAAUUCAGAAAAUCCACUCUCACACAAAUAAGUAGUGACAAAUGGAGUUAAACAUUGUAAUGUUUGCUUGAAAAUCCAAAAUGAAAUCAAUGUUUUGUCUUUAAAUGCCUUUCAUUGAGCUGUUACUUACCAUAUCAAUGAAUGAUUCUUUGUCUUCUGGAACUUCUAUGUCUGAAGAUUCAUACAAAAAUGGGUUUCUAAUCCAAUUUUUCCUUGAAUAGUCUUCAAAAAAUAUUUUGAAAAAUUCAUCUUCAGUGCUUCCAAAUGUUCCAAGAUGUCAGCAUUUAAAUCUUCGUUUAGAGAGAGUUCAUUUUCAUCAAUAAAUGAGGAAAGAUUAGGAAAUGCAGAAAUUUUUUUUUUUUAUUGCAAUUGAUAUAGAUCCAAUUUUCUUUUGAAAGAAUUUGUUUUAUCAUAAACGGUGAAUAUUGUCAUUUAUGCCUUAUAGGCCCAUAUUUAAAGUGUUGAGCUUAUCAAAAAUAUCAGCCAAGUAGGCUAAUCUAGAUAACCAUUCUUCAUUGUUGAACAAAUUCUUCAUGUCUUUCUUCUUUUUCAAUCAAAAACAAAUUAACUUGAGAUCUCAGCUCAAACAAUCAAUUUAAAAUCUUGCCACGAGAUAAUCAUCUCACUUCAGUAUGAAAUAACAAAGUAUUAAAUUGUCCUCCCAUUUCUUCGCAUAACAAUUUGAACAGUCGAGAAUUGAGACCUCUAGCCUUAAUGAAGUUUAUGACCUUUAAAGUACAUUUCAAAACAGGAUAGUUGGUCAGGCAUACUUUUGGAAGCCAAAGCUUUUCUAUGUAUCGCACAAUGUGUGCUUUUGGAAUAUGGCGCAACUUUCUGUACUGUCGAUGCUAGGCCUGUCAUUUUUCCACACAUAGCUUGGGCUCCGUCUGUACAAAUGCCAACACAUUUUUCCCAAGGCAAACCUAUGGUUGAAAAAUAAUUGUCGAUGAUUUUAAAAAUAUUUUCGUAUUUGAUUCAAGUGGUUUACAAAAUAAAUACUCAUUUAAUACAUUGUGAAAAUUAUAUCAAAUGAAAACAAGCAGCUGUGCCAUAUUUGUUAUAUCUGUACUCUCAUCUACUUGGAGAAAAAAAUUUGAACACAUUUUUAGUUGAGUAACCAGUAUUUCUUCAAUAUUUGAAACCAUAGUAUUAAUUCUUUUCUUAACAGAAUUGUUUGAUAGUGGAAUUUUAUCCAGUUCUUUAGCUGCUUUUUCUCCUAAAACCGUUUGCACCAUAUUUUUAGCUGCAGGUAAUAUCAGCGUUUCACCAACUGUAUGAGGCUUUCUAUCUUUAACAAUCCUAAGGCUUGCUAAAUAUGAUGCUCUUAAAUAUAGCUGUCACUGUUAGUGAAAUGAGUCAUAUAAUUGGAUUCUUUUUUAAAAAAUUCAGUUUUUCUUUGAUAAAACUUUAUUGGUUUAUUUUCCAUUUCAGGGUGUUUAGUUUGUUGGUGAUGUUUUAAUAGCAAAGGUUUCAUACUUUGGUUUGAAAGUGUCUCUUUACAUAUAACGCAUAGGGGAAUAGGGUUUUCACUAUUUUCUGUUUCCGGUUUAAUCACAAAGCUAAAUUUCAAAUAAUUUACAUCAUACUUACGAUUUGGUUGUGUUUUUGAUUUUUUACUUGGGUUUCCAAUGGAAGUAGUAUCAUCACCACACUUAAGAAAUCUCUUCAUAAUAUAAUUUUACUUACAAAUUAAAUUUAAAAUAAAAGUUUUGUAAAAAAAAAAAAAACCACAAAUACAGAUUAUUUCAUUUGACAUACAAUACGUAUAUCAACACACUAAAAUAACUCUUUGACAUUUCAUUUGUAUAUUUUCCAAUAAUCAUUAUCGCUAAUUGAGUGGCCAUAACCAUAUUAUAUAAAAUAUAAUAUAAAUAACACCAAUGUUAAAACUAUAAGAAUGUGCUUUAUUGAUAAGAACUAUAACAAACUUUAGAUUUUAUUAUUAUCUAAAAUUCUAAAUUGCUACGAUUAAAAACCCCAUGACAUCGACAUUGAAUAUUAUUUUGGUAAAAUAAUAAUUUUAUAAAAUUAGCUAAUAUCAAAUAAACUAAACUAAAUAAUAUUGAAUGCAAACAGUAAUAAAAAUAUUUCUUCGUGUACCACAGGUUGGGAACCUCUGGUCUAGUAUAAUGCCAGUAAUCAAUAAAAUAUUAAAUAAAUUAUAUAAAAUAUAUUUAAACACUUAAUUUAGUUACCUAAAAUUUAAUAUUUAUUUUAUUUUAAUUUCCAGAUUUGUUUAUAUAUAUUCUAGUAUUAUUAUUUUUUUCUAUAAUUUUAAAUGUAUCAAUACUUAUAAACUAAAAUUUUCUGAUGAAUAAUUAUCAUAUACAGAAAUAAACCAAUUCUAAUUGAUUGCUUGUCAGGAAUAAAAUCAGUUAAUCAUAAUAUUAUUAUUGGUCAACCAUGGCUGUUUCUACAGAAAAUAAAAAGAAAUGUAAAUAUAUAAUAAUAAAUUAAACUUGGUUAGGUAUUUAUAUUAUGGAAGUUAUGGAAGUUUGAAUUUCGUGAAUGAAGUAUGUUGUUAAUAAAGAUUUUAACUUAAAUACCUAUUUAUUUUAUAAGUGUAUGUUUAGAAUUGUCUAUGGUGCCUUGGGUAAUGUGUUACUACGUAGUUACUGUGGUAUCAAGUUCGUUACCAUUUAAGGCACCAGCAAUUUUUUUUGUACAAAACCACGUCGGUUAGGUAAUAGGGAAAAAAUGAAAAAACAUUUUGGGUGCAUCUAGGUUCCUGGCGCGGUCACUCUAUUGUUGCGUUUGCUUUGACUGUUUUAAUAGAAAAUAACCUUCGGCUUAUUGUGCAAAACCACGUCAGGUAGGUAACAUACAGGGAAAAAAAAUCAAUUGGGGUGAGUCUUGGGGCAAGUUAAAAAUGUUUAAAUUGUAUACUGAAAUUAGACAUGUAUUUAAUUACUGGCCCUUUAGAUGGUAUCAAGAACUCGAUACCGCAGUGACUACAGAGUAAUGCGUUUCCCAAUGUACCACAAUUAAUUCUAAACAUUCAUAAAUAAAUAAGUAUUUAAGCUAAAACUGUAUUAACGAUGUACUUCAUUGACAAAAUUCAAACUUCCGUUACUUCUUUAAUAAUGAUUUCUGCAAAAAAAUUCAAAUAGUUCUGAAAUAAACAUCAAAAAACACAUGUUUUCAAAAGAAAAUAAAUUGAAAAACAAAGGGUGUCCUGUAAAGUAGACUUGAACUGUUUUUUUUUUUUUUUUUUAACAGUCCAAAAAGUAGCUAGAUAAGCUACAAGUUUGAAUUGUAGUUAAUAGAUCCAAAAUACAAAGUUUUAUUUUGCAUAUUUUGCAUAUCAUUUUUGGAUGUGUACUGCAUAUUUCUGUAUUUUCAUUGCUUUAUAGUCGAAUACCUAAGUGUUUCACACCCAUUUGUUUUACUAUUGUUUGUUGGUUUUGCCCACAUAUGCCCAAAUUGGCAAAUAUUCCAAAUUUAGAAAAUUGAAAAUGUUGAAAAUUUACUGACAGCAGUCAGUUAAAUGUAGGAUUGAUUGUUAAAUGCUAAGUUUUACCAGAAUUCUUACUUGUAUCAUAUCAUACUUACAUGGUGUUCCAUUAAAGUGAGUACACUCAUUAUCUUUGAAAGUUUUUUAACUUUUUUCGUAAUUUGUUUUAUAGAAAAUCAGUUAUUUUUGGGGUAAACUACUACAUACUUUUGAUUUUUAAAUGGCAACUUAUAUUUAAAAUUUUACAAAUAUAAAGAGUAUUAUUUAAAAAUAAAUUUUGGUGUAGGCAUUUUUGAUUUCUAUCAAACCAUUAAUGAGAUAUUCUACUUUUAAGUUUGGGUAGAGGGAGAGUAGUGGUUCAUUAUUAUUACAUCUUGCGCUCUGCCAUCACACAAAUUAUGCUACACUAUUCUAUCCUGACCCAAACUUAAACGUAGAAUAUCUCAUUAAUAAGUUGACAGAAAUCAGAAAUUUUAGCACCAAAAUUUAUUUUAAUUAAUACUUACUCCAUCAAUUUAUAGAAUUUUGAAUAUAGAUUACCAUUUUAAAAUCAAAAGUAGGUAGUGGUUUUACCCCAAAAAAUAACAUUAAUAUACAAUUUUUAGGUCUGCUUGUUUUUGAAAUGUUCCUUUAAGGUUAGGAUAGGUUCUAAAAAAGUUAAUACUUUCUGAGAUAAUGAGUGUGUUGUUACCCUGUAUAUAAAAUAAUUAUGUGAAUAAUCAAUUUUAAGAAACUUUGCAUUUCUUAAUUUUUUUUUAAUUAUUAGAAAUUAUAAUUUAAUUUCCCAGGUAAUUCAAAACAUAAUUUCUUCAACAAUCUAUUAGGAUUCAAUUUUCAAUUUAUAGAUCCGUAUUUAUUUAUGUUGAAAUAAUAGUUGUAUUAAAAUAAUAAUAAUUAAAAAUUAUUUAAAAAGAAAAUAUAUUACUAUGAACAUCAUUUUAAUUUGAAUGUAUUAACUAUAAACUUCAAUAUCACAAUUUUGUAAUAUUUUUAUUUUAUAAAAUAAUAAAGAUCCUCAAUAUGGAUUAUAAUACUGAUAAUCAUUUUUUUUCUAAUUGUGUUAAUAGGAUAUUAUUAACUAUAAAUAUAAAUGUAUACUUUUUAAUUACGUAAUUAAAUAAUGAAUUUCCAAGUAUUAUAAUUCUAUAAGUUUAUGUAGGUUUAUUUAACCAUCACACGUGUUUAUAGAAACAUAGGUAUUUGAACUUUGAAACAUUAAUAGUUUAAAACGUAAUUAUCAAAGAGUUUCAAGAUGACCUCAUACCUACCACUCUCAUAAAUUGUAUUAUAAUAAAAUCCUUGCCGCUUUUAUUUUUUAAUUUAAUAAUUAUUCUUAAUUUUUUUUUAAUGUUAUUCCAAUGCUUUAUGAACAAUUUGUGUAUUAAAAUGUUUAUUAUUUUAGCAUUGCAAUUCAAACAAAUUAAAGUGUUCCGCUAUGCAAAAUAUCAAACACUUUCAUUUUAAUAUCAAUUAUAAUUUGUACAAAAAAUAAAAAGUUUAUAAGGUGUUUGUAUUUAAUUUGAUUUUUUGGAAAAUCUAGGAAAUAAAUACCAACCUAAAAUCAUAAUAACUAAUUUUAGUAAGAUUAUCUCAGGUUUAUUAUUUAAAGUUUUAAAUAUGAAUCUUAUUUUUGAAAUCUAAGAUAUACAAUAAAACCCUUUUGCUCAUCCUCGAAUGUACGCCACUUCGGUUGAUCCAACUGUUGUAUUACCACAAGUUAAGACACCAAUAUUUAAUAUUUUGCUUUAAAAAUAAAUUUGGAUUUCAUUGACUAAUUUAUAUAUUGUAUCAAUAAUCAACUUCUUUUCUAAGUAAUUCUUUACUACAGACUUACCUUCAAUUAUUACAGUAAAUCAUAUAACAUAAUAUUUUACAUAUAUAUUAUAAAUCCUUAUUUUUCUAUAUUUUCUGAUAGUCCAACCUUUUUGGCAUUUCAACCAUACCCCAGUACUGAAGGUAAUGAAUUAAAGAGUUUCUACUGUAUAUUUAAAAUGAAGUUCAAUUUAUGUUGGUUUUUUGUAAAAAUUUACAUUUUUAUUCUGAUCCUAAUAAAAUUUUGCACACUUAACAUUUAAAACAAGAGGAAGGUCGUUGUUUACUUCUUGUAUCAAAAUUCUACUACUUAAGACUGUCUGUCUGUCUUUAUAUUUUUAUAACUAAAAUUGAACUUUUUUUGUCAAUAUUCGGAUUAACUAAGUGAUACGAUUGGAAAAAAAGUUUUUAUUACUUAAUUUGGUUAUCACGGAUAAGGAGGUAUAUUUUUUUUUAAAGAUAAAUUGUUGGGCAAGAAUAAUUUUUUGUGAAAGAAAAAAUGUUGAACAUGAGAAAUACCGAGUAAUUCUGCUAAUUUAAAAUUAAUUUUAAUUCAUCAUGUAUUCACUCUUAUUAAAUCUCAUAUCAAUUAUAAUAUUAGCCUAAUUUUGUCUAUUAAAUGGUUAAAUACAAAGUCAAUCGAGGUCAUUAAAUAUUUGAAUAACUGUUGUUAAUGUUAAAUAACAUAAUUACUGUAUCAUAAAAAUAUCCUAUUUAACAGUACACCUCUUUAUUAAUAUUCUAAUUCUUGAAAUGAUGUGAAUUUUUAAUAUUAUUUAUUUUAUAGGAAAUGAAUUGUGAAUGCUGUGGAGAACCAAUAGAAAGUGAUCAUGUAUGUUUUUCCAACAUAUUAUCAGUUGAACUUCAUGAAAUUGAUGUUAGCAGUAAUACUACAAAAAAACCAAAUACCACUGAUAGCUAACAUUCUUUUUAUUAUUAUUAUUUUUUAAUAACCGAAAGUAUUUUUUUUUCUUUUUUAUUUUCUUUUUUAUUUUAAUAUCGUUUAAAUUCUUUAACACAUUGAAAUUACCAUUUUGUUUUUUUUUUGUUUUUAACUAUUGUUUUGUUUGAACAACUAUUAAUUUAUGUAUUAUACAAGUUAACAUGUGUAUUGAGUUUGAAUGGAACUAUGUGAUAUAACAUCAAUAAUUUACAUAUUCUACAAUUAAUUAUUUAUACCAAAUGUGUGUUAUUGUUAAUAGAUUAACUUAAUAUUAUUAAAAUUACUAAACAUGCCUAAAUACAUUAUUUUUAUCAACAGUGUGCACUUUGUAAAUUAAAAAAAUUGUAACUAGAAUUUUGGACAUUUCCUUUGAAUUUUAUUUUUAACUAUUCAAUAUUCUUAAACAGCUUAACUAUUAAUUCAAUUUCUUUUUCAUAUAUAAACCUAAUAGUGAUAACUUCAGUUAAAAGUUGAAUACAAAUUACAGCUAAUUUAUUUUUUCAAAGCUAAAUAAAUAUUAUAAUUUAUUGUAAUCAACUAAAUAUUUGUAUGCAUCAUAUUAUAUAAAUAAUAGCUUUUUAUUUUGUAUAUUUUUUGAAUAUGCAUUAUAUUAUUUCUCGUUAUAUAUUACUUAUUUUUAUAAUUAAAGUUGAAGUACUUUAUGGAUUUUUAAUUACAGUAAAUUUUAUAAAUAUACAUAAUUACACUUUAAAAUGGUUUUUAAAAUUAAAUAUUCUAUACAAUUAACUAUUAAUUCAGAUUGAAAAUGUACUAGUCGACUGGCCACAGUGGAUCUUGAAUAGCUCAAACCAAUUUGUUUGUGACAUCAUAGAAUCCAGAACUCAAUCAGUAUGAGCAAUCCUAGUACAUUUUAACCAGAAUAUGUCAUAUACAUUUAAUAAUUAAAUUAUUUUUUUUAAUUUUAAUGUCCAAAUUCUAGAAAAACAACUAUUGCAAAAAUGUGACUUCAUUUCUAUCCAUAUUGUUUUAUAAAUUAUUAUUUAAACUGUUUUAAAAAUAUAAUUUACCAAUAUUUCUAAUCAGUAGGUAAUUUUAAAACACUUUUAGUUAUUAUUUAAUUUUUUACAUUCAAAUUUAACUAUAUUAUUAAUAAUAUUCUCUCAAUUAUACAUUAUUUGACUUUGCUCAAUAAUUUUUAGAUGUUUAUUUUAAAAUUAUUUUGAUCUCAAUUUUAUUUAUUUCUAUUACAUUUUUACUGUAUAAAUAAUAAUUCAAUUUUUGUUACCUCCUGUGUACUUAAGAUGUUUGCUAAAUAUUACACACUUUAUUUUAAACUGUAAAAAAAUUACAUUAAUUGUUAAGUAUUAAAUUAUAAAUAGUAUGUUAAUAAGCAAUGUUGUAGUGGCAAAAAAUGAAUAUAGGAAAAUUAAGUUGUUUGCCUAUACUUUCCACUAUUGCAUUGCCUUUAUUAUUUUAUUAUUAUUUAUACAUAUGUUGCACAGUAAACUGUAAUAAAACAACUUUAUAAAUUGUUAUCAUGCUGUGUAAUAACACAAUAAUCCAAAAACUACAGAUUAUAUGAAAUAUUUGGAUUGUGCACAUUUAAAUUUCAUAAAUAAAGAUUGAUCAGUUAAUUGGUUAGAACAGUGAUUCACCCUUAAACUAUCAAUUAUAAAGAUUAUUUUUUAAAAAUUUUUAAUUAUGGAAAUUUUUUUAUUUAUAUUACAAUAUUUGUAAUGAAAAUUUAAAUUAAAAAUUGAACUGGCAAAAAAUAUAAAUCGUUAAACUUAGCACAUCAUUUCAAAGAACACCUGACCAAAUCAAGCAUAAAAACGUGCACAGUCUGGUUUUUUACUGUUUCCCAGAAUUUUUUUUCUAAGUUAAAGAAUCACAUUUGUUUUAAUACUGGACAUAUGACUUGAAGCACGGAGGCACAGAAACUUAUAAUUUAUAUAGUUUUAUUUUGCCUUCAUAGUAAUGACUUAAUGUUAAUAGAACCGUAUAGAAGUUAGAUGGACAGGUAACUGAAUACAAAUGAUGUAAUGGAGAGACCAUUUUUCCUAAAUUGUUCAGUUUGAUUUGUCCAGAAAACUACCAAAACUAUGACAAGCCAUGCAAACAACCAUUCAAUUAAUAUUAUUUCUGACAAAUUCUUAUAUUAUUGCUAUUAUAUUUCAUUAAUAUUUUCUAAAAUUUCAUUAAUUUUAUACUAUUCUACAUUAAAUUUUGAUUUUAAUAUAGGUAAAAUUGGAUAGUGCCCCAAAACUGCCCGCUGAAGUGAAUUCAGUACCUGUAGAUUAGCUACUGAAAACUUUAGUUAUGAUCUAAAAAGCGAAAAUAGCAAUCAUUCCUCUUGAAAGGCAUUUCGACAGCACCACCAAAAAGCUUACCAAAGUUGAUUAUGCUUAUAUAUAGUCGAUGACGCUCAAUGCUAAAUGCCAAAAUCUCAAUUUGUUCAUCUUUGGUUCAUUCUAAAUUAUCCUUUUAAAAUUUUAAAUAACAUUGAAGUCGUUUAUAAUGUCUUUUAAAUAACAGUUAAAUUAAAGUUUUUAAAUGACAGUAAAAUGUAUAUAUUUUUUUAAAUUAUUGUUUUACACAAUAUAAUUAAUCACACUUGUUUAUUAUUUGAUGUAAAUUAAAAAGUU
Cinara cedri is the source of this 12670-nucleotide messenger RNA. The record is from the annotation of a GenBank genome assembly. NCBI's taxonomy places the organism in Eukaryota, Metazoa, Arthropoda, Insecta, Hemiptera, Aphididae.